AUGACCUUUGUUUUCGGCACAGUUUUUCAUAAAUCACCUCGUCGAAUGGAAGAGUCGUCUUCUGUUUUGCAGCGGCUUAAUACAUCUACUGCUGGAAGCCGCCGCCGAGAACCGGUCGAUCGAACCGAACCGGUCCGGUCUGGUCUGGCGCGCGCACAAACGAGACGGCGGGGUAGCUGCAGCGAGGACGACGAGGUCACCGGCGCCGUUGUCGACGGCGACGGACAGCAUCACCACCGCCGGCGACACAAUCAUCACCGCGACGACGGCAUGGCCGAUUCGGACACGAACGGUGGUGGUAUCGCCGGGGGAGGAGGAGGCGGUGGCGGGGGUGGCGGCGUGGCCGAACAACCCGCCGAGCCAGGUGGCUGGAGGCAGUCGUACUACGAACACCCGCUGACCGCCGCCACGUCAGCGAUGCUCAACAUUUCGGGCGGCGCUUCCGGAGACGAACAGGGCCAGCAGUCGGGACAGGGCCAGGGAGGUGCACCACUCAGUUUCGUCUACGAGUAUUACAAGCUGCCGCACCUGUCUGACUCCGUCAAGGACAAACAUCUUGCCGACAUAUGGCCAACGACAUCUUCGCCGAAUGGUUCGCUGUUACCAUCGCAGUUGAAACCGUCCAACGGACUUAUCGGUACGGGUCCAGGAGGACUAGAAAUUGGCACCGGACACUUGGGCGAUUUGCAGGGACUUUUCUUGCACCAGCAACCGCUUAAGCGGGAGCCCGAGGACCUGAGCCAUCACCGCGGUGGCGGACCACCAAACAAGGGCAACAACAAUGCGGACGGUCUGAAAACGAUCGGAGGACGUCCAAAAGUGGUGUUGGUCGCGCCCGGUAACAACGGUAAUCAGCAGGACCAACAGCAACAGCAACUGGUCGUGGACGUCGUAAACAACAAUAACAAUCAACAAGCGAACAAUAACAACACUGUGGGCGGCGUGAAAGAAGAGUACGGCGGUGGACACCAUUCACCGCAGCACAACAGUCGGUCGAUAAACGGCACGCCGUCGUCCACGUCAUCCCUCAUCACUGAGAUGAACCCGCCGCCGCCGGCCAUAGAGUUAAUAGCCACGCCGGAUGGCCUGAAGCCCAUGUACGGCACGCACAUAUUCACCACCAUGACCGGACAGCACGCCGACAGUGGUACUCCGUCCCCCAACUCGUACGAGCACCAGCAGUACACCACGUCGUCUGUGCUGUCUGGCGGCGGUGGUGCCGGCAACCCAGGUGGCUACAUCACCACGUCUGGUGGCCGGACCCCGUUCGCUGACCCAUACACUUACCGCGAGUACUUUGGUGGCGCCGGCGGAGGCCCUGAACCGGGCCCGUACGGCUCGCAGAUCGGCGCUGGUGGCGGUGGCCGGCAGACCGCGUCCUCCUACGGCGGCGAUGCCUCCGACCCUGGUGCAGUGUCCAACGCCGCUGCCACCGCGUCGUUUGUUGAACGGUACGUCCGACAAAGCUCGUACCACAACAAAGGCGUCAUCGCAGCAGCCGGGCUCACCGUCGACCUGCCGUCGCCCGACAGCGGCAUCGGCGCAGACGCCAUCACACCACGUGACCAAAACGCCAUACAACAGUCUUUCGAUUACACCGAGAUGUGCCAAACACCUAGCAUGUUGGGCGAACACCAAGCACAGCGGACGCCCACCGGAGGACGGUCGAGACCGUGGCACGACUUUGGCAGGCAAAACGAUGCGGACAAGAUACAAAUACCAAAAGUAUUCUCCAACUAUGGGUUCCGCUAUUAUUUGGAAUCCCCGAUCUCUACCAACCAGAGGCGUGAAGACGACCGGGUGACGUACAUUAACAAAGGCCAGUUUUAUGGCAUUACCAUGGAGUACAUACCAGACCCGGAUAAACCGUUGACCAGUCAAACAGUCAAGAGCGUGGUCAUGCUGAUGUUUAGAGAGGAGAAAAGUCCAGAUGACGAAAUCAAAGCGUGGCAAUUUUGGCACGGCAGACAGCACAGCGUCAAACAACGAAUACUCGACGCCGACACGAAAAACAGUGCCGGUCUGGUGGGAUGCAUCGAAGAAGUAUCACACAACGCCAUCGCCAUUUAUUGGAACCCUCUGGAGAGUCCGGCAAAGAUCAACGUCGCCGUGCAAUGUCUGAGUACGGAUUUCAGCAGCCAAAAAGGCGUAAAGGGUUUGCCGCUGCACCUGCAAAUCGACACCUACGAAGAACCGAGAGACGGACCUGUGUACCACAGGGGAUAUUGUCAAAUCAAAGUUUUCUGUGAUAAGGGAGCCGAAAGGAAGACCAGAGACGAAGAGCGGAGGGCGGCCAAACGGAAAAUGACUGCCACGGGUCGCAAGAAGAUCGACGAACUCUAUCAUCCACCGUGCGAGCGAUCCGAAUUCUAUUCAAUGAGUGACCUCAACAAACCGCCAGUGCUGUUCUCACCCGCCGAGGACAUCGACAAGCUGACGUCGAUGGAACUCCAGGGAUUCUACGGACACGACACAGACACGUCCAGUCUGUCCAACGGUGAACCCGGUUCAAUGAAGCAUUCGUCGCCUUUCCUGUUGCACUCUGGCGUGGCCAACAAGCCAGCUGGUACGACGACCACGCAGACGCUCAAGUUCCACAAUCACUUCCCACCGGAUACGCACAACGAGAAGAAAGAAGUGCUGGACCAGAGUGGACUGACCACGGACGGUACGGUGUUCUCGAGUCCGCCCAACAAGCGAACAAAGCUACAGGUGCCGCCCAUCAACGAGCGAGUGAUGUUGUACGUGCGGCAGGACGCUGAGGACGUGUACACGCCCCUGCACGUCAUACCGCCGACGACCCAGGGACUAUUGAAUGCUAUUGAGGCUAAGUACAAAAUUUCUGCUUCCAGCAUUAGUAACAUGUAUCGAAAAAACAAAAAAGGGAUUACGGCCAAAAUUGAUAAUGAUAUGCUCAAAUAUUAUUGUAAUGAAGAUUCAUUUCUAUUGGAAGUCAGACAUGCCGAAGAAAAUGAGAACAUGCUUGAUAUUAUACUGAUUGAAUUUAUGGACCGAGAUUUGUCUAAUACGGAUCCCCAAAAUUUUAUUUACGUAGAGUUAAACGCAAUAUUACAAGCUAACGCAGUGGUUCUUGCUCAAUUAUUUAAAUUACUGGGUAAUCAAGCUAAAUUCAAAUAUUAUAAUGACAUCGGUCACCGUUUUCAGAUUGGAAUUAACGCGUUGCUGUGGAACGAAGAAGAAGGUAUUUGGUUAGAUUAUGACUUAACCACUAAACUAAGUCGUAAGUACUUCUAUACGUCCAAUUUUGCACCAUUGUGGACUGGUAGUUACGAGAGAAAACUUAGAACGUAUUAUGGUAAACGGGUAUUGGACUAUUUAAUAGUUAACGGUGUUAUCAAUCAAGAUGGAACUCCAAAAUUAAUUUGUGUACCAACAUCCAAUGUGAACUCUUCCCAACAAUGGGACUAUCCAAAUUGCUGGCCGCCACUCCAAGCCAUGGUAAUCCAAGGUUUAGACCGCACAAACUACAAACCUGCCCAGACUGUUGCUAUAAACUUGGCCAAGUCAUGGAUAAACACUAAUUACGUCGGAUACAUAACUAGCGGCACUAUGUUUGAAAAGUACAGCGCACUCGAAGUGGGCACGACCGGUGGGGGUGGCGAGUAUACGCCUCAGACAGGAUUUGGAUGGACGAACGGUAUCGUUUUCGAACUGUUCAGGAGAUGGGGACACCUAUUUCGAUCUACUUAA
This is a messenger RNA of Macrosiphum euphorbiae (potato aphid), 3711 nucleotides long. NCBI's taxonomy places the organism in Eukaryota, Metazoa, Arthropoda, Insecta, Hemiptera, Aphididae. The record is from the annotation of a GenBank genome assembly.